ACUUUCUUCAGCAGUUGUCGACACCGUCAGAGACGAUGGCUGCGAACAUGAUCCUUCGCUCAACACUGCCCAGAACCUUUGCUUCCUGCAACUGGACGUAAUGUCUUGCGAUCCGCAUUGCAAGUGAGAGCAGCAAGCUCGACUACGCAAUAUGUGCCAGGCGGACGUACGUUCAUGAAUCCUGGCACAGUCAACGACCCUACGGAAUUCCCUCCUCCAUCAAGGACGCAUGGCUCGUAUCACUGGGCGUUCGAGCGCCUUCUUGCGGCCUCCCUUGUUCCCAUGACUGCAGCCGCUUUUGUGACCUCUGGUUCAUCUUACCCCGUUCUCGACGGACUGCUUGGUCUCAGUUUAGUGAUGCACUCUCAUAUUGGGUUUGACUCGAUGGUCGUGGACUACGUGCACAAACGCAAAUUCCCCAUCCUUGGCCCUACCCUGACCUGGGCGCUGAGAUCAGCAACGGUUGGCGUUCUCGUCGGCGUUUAUCAGUUCAACACAAACGAUAUUGGCUUGACGGAGCUGAUUGCGAAGGUCUGGAUGGCAUAAGAUUAGAUGCAGGGUGGGCAAAGUAACUUCUAUAACAGUUACUUAUUCCUCGCAGAAAUCGUGUAUAAAAGCCCGGUACAUGUGAAAAGGAGACGAUGUUAUG
Molecule: messenger RNA, 649 nt
Organism: Suillus paluster
Lineage: Eukaryota; Fungi; Basidiomycota; Agaricomycetes; Boletales; Suillaceae
Product: CybS-domain-containing protein
Exons: 5
Coding region: 175-546 (123 amino acids)
Biological process (GO): tricarboxylic acid cycle; mitochondrial electron transport, succinate to ubiquinone
Cellular component (GO): membrane; mitochondrial envelope
Molecular function (GO): ubiquinone binding; heme binding
Source: RefSeq, a predicted model, not a curated record